GGAGUCUCUACGUCACGUGACCUUGAGAGAAACUGCUGUAUAAAAGGCUCUGGUCUGCCUAGGAAGCCAUCAGUCGCCUUCACAUUUCUCUACCAACAUGACUGCCAAGGUACUGGUAUUAGCUGCCGUCGUGGCUGCCACCCUCGCCCGCCCUGAGCCUCCCACAGGGUAUCACAAACCAUCCUAUGGUGCUCCAGCUUAUCCUGACACUCCUCCUCAGUACAACUCACAGUACGCCGUAAGAGACGACUACUCCGGCAACGACUUCGGUCACCAAGAGUCUCGCGACGGCUACGACACCAAGGGUACUUAUUACGUCCAGCUUCCCGACGGUCGCCAGCAGAAGGUGACUUAUGGAGUGAGCGGCGACUCCGGCUACGUACCUGUAGUGAGCUACGAGGGCGAGGCCAAGUACCCCGCCUACCAGCCCGCCCCAGCCUACAAGCCCGCCUCAGCCUACAAGCCCACCCCCGCCUACAAGCCCGCUCCCAGCUACACACCCGCCCCAGCUUAUGCAUAAUCUGACCAGACAAUAUAUAUGC
Messenger RNA from Procambarus clarkii (red swamp crayfish), 542 nucleotides. RefSeq names its product pro-resilin-like. Gene Ontology annotation, cellular component: extracellular matrix. NCBI's taxonomy places the organism in Eukaryota, Metazoa, Arthropoda, Malacostraca, Decapoda, Cambaridae. The record is from RefSeq and is a predicted model, not a curated record.